Rattus norvegicus (Norway rat) is the source of this 3643-nucleotide messenger RNA. RefSeq names its product A-kinase anchoring protein 8 (gene Akap8). The record is from RefSeq and is a predicted model, not a curated record. NCBI's taxonomy places the organism in Eukaryota, Metazoa, Chordata, Mammalia, Rodentia, Muridae. Gene Ontology annotation, biological process: negative regulation of tumor necrosis factor production; cell cycle G2/M phase transition; ovarian follicle development. Gene Ontology annotation, molecular function: DNA binding; histone deacetylase binding; NF-kappaB binding. Gene Ontology annotation, cellular component: nucleoplasm; nucleolus; nucleus.
GUUUCUGGAUGCGCCUUGGGCCGCUUUCACCGUGCAGGUCCAGUGGCUCUCACUGCGGCGGGGACCCUAGGACUUGGGCUGUCUCAGUCCCGCCUUAUCUUCUGAAGACGCCACAAAAUGGCGGCCCCAGGGGUGGGGCUAAAGCGAGUGUCGGGAGAAGGGGGUGAGGUCCGUCCGGGUCCGCGUCGGCUGUAGCGAGGAGAGUCUCAGAGCUCAUCCUCAGCAGGUCGUUCUUGAGAACGCCUGUCCCUGGGCUCGCUCUCCUGAAGACUUUCGGGUUAUGGGGCAUGGAGUGCUGGACCUGCCAACACCCAGGGUACAUAUGGAAGUGGUGUGGCCAGCUGGCAAGGUUAUGAAAACUACAGCUACUACAAUGCCCAGAACACCAGUGUCCCUACAGGAACACCCUAUAGUUAUGGCCCAGCCUCGUGGGAGGCCACCAAGGCCAGUGAUGGUGGCCUGGCAGCUGGGAGUUCUGCUAUGCAUGUGGCCUCUUUUGCCCCAGAGCCAUGCACCGACAACUCUGACUCGCUCAUUGCCAAGAUCAAUCAACGUUUGGACAUGUUGUCCAAGGAAGGAGGCAGGGGUGGGAUCAGCAGCGGUGGGGAGGGCAUGCAGGACCGAGACAGCUCCUUCCGCUUCCAGCCAUAUGAGUCCUACGACUCCAGGCCCUGUAUGCCUGAGCAUACUCCCUACCGCCCCAGCUACAGUUACGAUUAUGACUUUGACUUGGGAACUGACCGCAAUGGUAGUUUUGGCGGGACAUUCAACGACUGUCGGGACCCAACCCCAGAGCGAGGCGCCCUUGAUGGUUUCUUAAGGGGCCGGGGCCAGGGCCGCUUCCAGGACCGGAGCAACUCGAGCACCUUCAUACGUAGUGACCCCUUCAUGCCACCCUCAGCCUCCUCAGAGCCCUUAUCCACCACCUGGAGUGAGCUGAACUACAUGGGUGGACGUGGUCUAGGUGGGCCCUCCACCAACAGGCCGCCUCCUUCCCUCUUCUCCCAGUCCAUGGCCCCUGACUACAGCAUGAUGGGCAUGCAGGGGGUGGGCGGUUUUGGUGGCACCAUGCCUUAUGGAUGUGGCCGGUCCCAGACUCGGAUACGGGAUUGGCCCAGAAGGAGGGGGUUUGAACGCUUUGGACCAGACAACAUGGGCAGGAAGCGGAAGCCGUUUCCAUUGUAUGAAGAACCUGAUGCCAAGCUGGCCCGUGCUGACAGUGAAGGAGACCUCUCUGAAAACGAUGAUGGAGCUGGUGACUUACGGUCAGGAGAUGAAGAAUUUAGGGGGGAGGACGACCUCUGUGACUCCCGGAAGCAGAGAGGAGAAAAGGAGGACGAGGAUGAGGAUGUGAAGAAGAGACGGGAGAAGCAAAGGAGGAGAGAUCGGAUGCGGGACCGAGCAGCUGACAGGAUUCAGUUUGCCUGUUCUGUGUGCAAAUUUCGUAGCUUUGAAGAUGAAGAAAUCCAAAAGCAUCUGCAAAGUAAAUUUCAUAAAGAGACCUUGCGGUUUAUAAGUACCAAACUACCUGACAAGACAGUAGAAUUUCUCCAGGAGUAUAUCAUAAACAGGAAUAAGAAAAUUGAGAAACGGCGUCAGGAGUUGUUGGAGAAGGAAAGCCCUAAACCCAAACCAGAUCCAUUCAAAGGGAUUGGCCAGGAGCAUUUCUUCAAAAGGAUUGAAGCCGCACACUGCCUGGCCUGUGACAUGCUGAUUCCUGCACAGCACCAGCUCCUGCAGCGGCAUCUGCACUCUGUGGACCAUAACCAUAAUCGAAGGUUGGCUGCUGAACAAUUCAAGAAAACAAGUCUCCAUGUGGCUAAGAGUGUUCUGAACAACAAGCAUAUAGUGAAGAUGUUAGAAAAAUACCUCAAGGGCGAGGAUCCUUUUGUCAAUGAAACUGCUGAUCUUGAGACAGAAGGAGAUGAGAACUUAGGAGAGGAGAAGGAGACACCAGAGGAGGUAGCUGCGGAAGUCUUAGCAGAGGUGAUCACAGCAGCGGUGAAGGCUGUAGAGGGGGAUGGAGAACCAGCUGCAGAGCAUAGUGACGUCCUAGCUGAAGUGGAAGGGCCUGUGGACACCGCCGAGGCUGGUAGUGACUCCCACACUGGAAAGCUGCUAGAAGAACAGACCUGUGAAACAGCAUCUGAAACCAGGAACAUGGAAGACAUGGCCAGAGGUGAGGCUGCUGAGGCCAGAAAUGAAGCAGCUGUGCCAGCAGCAGCCGCCGGAAGCCCAGUACCUGUCAUAGCCAUCCCAGGAAUCCUGGAAGAUGAGCUGGAACAAACUGAUGCAGAGGCCAAAGAUACUCCCACAGAAUAAUGAUCUUCUCUUCCCUGUUUCAAGGGACGUGUUAUAUCAUGUGUUCUUUGUUUUAUAAGCUGUACUGGGGUGUGUGUUAUUCGGUGGAAAGACUGGGCCAUUUCCUUCCCAGUGUACCUCAAGGAUUGAUGCUAUACAGUAGAUGGCUUCCCACCUCUGUUAGAAAUACAAAAAGAGGUAAACCAUUUUCCCAAGUGGCCUUUGAUGGCUAUCUGUGCACUGCAGCUAGAAUAGUAAGAGUAGAUCUUCCUGACACUUGUUGAGUCCUGAAUUGGACAGAAUGUGAGGAUUUUUGUUUUGUUUUGUGUUGUGUUUUUGUUUGGUCUUCGUUUCACUUUAUUUUGCUUUUUCUCUUGGGAAGCAAUCUGAUACGAACAUAGCUUACUUGAGAAAAAAAUUAUUUAGGGGAAUUCCCUUAUUCACCUCUGCAUGGUUGAUGUGGGACAUACACAGUUCAACCAUCCAUGUGUGCAAGAGCUGAGAUUGUGCCCUCCACCAAUAAACAGUCUUGUUUCAAUAAACAUCAGGCCAUUUCCUAAGGCCUUCGGCAUUGAAAUAGCAUCUUGCUUGGACCAAGCUAGCUUUAGAACUCAAUCCUACUGUUUGAGCCUCUGCAGUGCUGGGGCCAUGAGUGUACGGCCAUGCUCAGUGGGGCUUUGGUUUUGCAAUACACUGUAUCCUAUGUUCCUCUCCAGCUGUGGCAGCAUUAGACAGAUGACAUGGCAGUGACUUGGCUGUGUUUGAGAUGGUCCCUCAGGCUUCCACUGGAAGGACCCGCACCUGAGCCUGUAGAUCGAAGACACUGCUAAGGCCUUGGUUCUCACUGUUCAGUGCUUGCUAAUCAGUUGGUGUUCGUCUCCCACCUCUAUUAGUGGAUGUUUUGUUGUUUGCUCUCUUUCCUUUUGUUAUUUCCACCUAAAGGUAUUUAGAAAACCAUGGAAUUACUCCAUUGAUGAAAAACAAAUGUGGACUUCAUAGUUGGGAUCUGUCUGUCAAAAGCUCAAACCGUUAAGUAAAAGUGUUUGACUAAAGCAAGUAGUAGUCCGAGCAAGGGAGGCUUAGCAUGUCUCUAAAGCAGCAUGUGCUAAGGUUUUACAGGCUCAGAAUGAUGGGUCUCCCCCGUUUUGAAGUUACAGUGCUGUGUCCAUUUGUACACAGCUCACAUCUUGGAAACAUGAGCCAGUGAGGGACUACGGAAGAGAUGGUAGACCAUCACAGCAAUUUCAUCAGCACGUCUGUCUGUUAAGGAGCAUUACUGGGGAUGUGAUAGGGACUUUGGAAUAUCAUUGUCAAAACAAGCAAUAAAUUGAUGCCACGGAGA